This is a messenger RNA of Dermacentor silvarum, 1867 nucleotides long. RefSeq names its product adhesion G protein-coupled receptor E3-like. The transcript has 3 exons. Gene Ontology annotation, cellular component: membrane. The record is from RefSeq and is a predicted model, not a curated record. Gene Ontology annotation, biological process: cell surface receptor signaling pathway; G protein-coupled receptor signaling pathway. Lineage: Eukaryota; Metazoa; Arthropoda; Arachnida; Ixodida; Ixodidae. Gene Ontology annotation, molecular function: G protein-coupled receptor activity. The annotation marks the transcript as partial.
CGACAGGUAUUCAGCAGGGACUUCUAUGCAGUGUCGGGGUGCAGCCGCGAUUGGCCAAACGAUGAAGUGCGCGACUCGUGCGAAAACGCGACCAAGCUCAGGGAUGGGUUUUACUCGAUCCCUGUCACUACUGAGCGGAAGAUAACCUACUCGAACGCGUUUUGUGCCCUCUGCAACUACGAUUUGGACAGCACAUCAAUAUUCUGGAAUGCUUCGGGAACCGGAGUCACGGGGCUUCAAGUGACUCCGCCGCAGUACGUCUCGCAGAACAAAGAUUAUUUUCUGUGGCCCUGUGAUUCGAGACUCGUAGACAUACAGACGUGCCCCGAAGGGUCCGACUUUGAAAUAAAACGAAAAUGCUCGACGUACUUCGCUCCGGUGAAGCUCGAAGGAAGCGAGUACGACGUCGUGUUCAAGAACGCCUACUGCGGUCUCUGCAACGGCGUCGACCCCUCGUCAAUGCAUUGCGUACCGAAACAACUCGUGCCAAAGCUAUGGCCCCGUCUGUUAAACAAAAAGGCCUCUUCUAAACCGAACCUCGUAACACUCAUUAGGCCAGUGAUGAGCCGAGACUCUUGUUUCUCGUGGUAUAAUAACAAGUGCUACAUAAGAAAUCUCCCGUACCACUUUGCUAACAUUUCUGCGACAGUCGAGAGUAGAACGGUUGGCAACACGACGAACGUGACCGGAUCCCAAGUCGAACCCUACAACGUGCAAACUUAUCUCACCCUCAUAUGCAUUACUCUGUCGCUCGUAUGCCUCUUCUUGAAAGGCGUUGUCUACGUGACGUGCAAGAGCGCGCGGAAGUUCUCGUCGGGGUGCACGCUGUGCCUUUCUGGAACGUUGUUCUGCAGCCACUUGCUUUUUCUCCUCGGAAACAGCUUCGAUCUACCCAAGACAAUCUGUCUUGGCUUCGCCAUUGCCCUUCACUACGGCUUCCUCUGCACUUUCUUCUGGACUAGCGUGCUCUCCUUCGACAUCUGGAAGAAUGUGGUGGCCGUUCGCCCUUCGUCAACUGGACACGGUAGCAUUCUGCUCUACUGUGUCGUCGCUUGGGGUGUUCCGCUUAUCAUCGUCGCGCUGUGCGCAGUACUGCACUGGACAGCUCCAGACUUCAUGCUGUCUCCUCAGUACGGACGCUACGCCUGCUGGAUUGGCAGCCUGUGGAGUCAGCUAGCCUUUUUCCUAACCCCCAUGUCCAUCCUGCUCCUGUACGACAUUAGCCUCUACGUCCACGUUGUAGUGCAUAUCCGAAGAAUGACCAAGCGCGCCGCAUUCUUCGACUUCAAAGGCGGCGGGACUAAAUCUAGCAUGGCCCUCUUUGUCAAGCUGGCGUUCAUCAUGGUAACCACGUGGCUUGUGGGUUUCGUUGGCGCGUUCUUCAAUGUCUUCGCGCUUGACAUCGUCGUCAUCAUUUUCAUCGGGCUUCAAGGAGUGUACCUGUUUUUCGGCUUCAAGGACUACCGCCACAUGUUCCCGAAGCGCCGGAAGAAACUCGACGAGAAUGCCGCCGCGAAUGCGUCAACGGCGAACACGGAGCUUCCACUUUCUGAAAAGGACAUCACAUCGACUUGCGAAUGUCCAACACUUUCAGAAUCAAGAUCAUUGCCAGGGGAAAAAGCUGUGCAACCUGACGACGUUGCUGCAAUAGCACCUGAAGUGGGGGAUGUCACUGCAUCCUGAUUGCGUGGCUGAAACGACAUCGCGAGAUACCGAAAGGAAUGGCGAGUUUAUUCAAGGCCACGUGAUGUGCAAGGUUGCACCAUCCCCUGAACCUCCAGGGUCUCGCUCCUGAAACCAUGAAGAGCGUCCUCUCUCUGAUUGCGCUGGCAGCUCUGUUCGGGACUUGCUGCUGCUUCCAAAGUGA